Passer montanus (Eurasian tree sparrow) is the source of this 2982-nucleotide messenger RNA. RefSeq names its product casein kinase 1 epsilon (gene CSNK1E). Gene Ontology annotation, biological process: signal transduction; peptidyl-serine phosphorylation; endocytosis. The transcript is spliced from 11 exons. The coding region runs from base 270 to 1520 and encodes 416 amino acids. Gene Ontology annotation, molecular function: ATP binding; protein serine/threonine kinase activity. Gene Ontology annotation, cellular component: cytoplasm; nucleus. The record is from RefSeq and is a predicted model, not a curated record. Lineage: Eukaryota; Metazoa; Chordata; Aves; Passeriformes; Passeridae.
CAGUGGGUUUGGCUCCGGAGCUCAAUGGAAACUGGGUGAGCGCCGGGCUGUGCCGAGCACACGCCGGCUGGAGAGGACGGCGAGCGGGCGGGAGGCGGCAGGCAGCGCCGCGCCGCGCCGAGCCGAGCGAAGGAGGGACGCGCCGGGCACGGCCGCCACCAGCCCUCCCCAAUCCUCCGUCAUCCUCCCCGCCGCGGCCGCCUGGCCCCCUGACAGCCGGCGGAGCAGCAUCCCCACACGGCCCCCUUCCCGUCAGGCACGACUGAACCAUGGAGCUUCGAGUGGGAAACAAAUACCGGCUGGGCCGAAAGAUUGGCAGUGGUUCGUUUGGAGACAUUUACCUAGGAGCCAAUAUUGCAACUGGUGAAGAGGUGGCCAUCAAACUGGAAUGUGUCAAAACCAAGCAUCCCCAGCUCCACAUUGAAAGCAAGUUCUACAAGAUGAUGCAGGGAGGAGUGGGUAUCCCCUCCAUUAAGUGGUGUGGAGCAGAGGGGGACUACAAUGUGAUGGUGAUGGAACUCUUGGGGCCCAGCCUGGAAGAUCUCUUCAACUUCUGUUCCCGCAAAUUUAGUCUCAAGACAGUUCUGCUGCUGGCAGACCAGAUGAUCAGUCGUAUUGAGUACAUUCAUUCCAAGAACUUCAUCCAUCGGGAUGUGAAGCCAGACAACUUCCUUAUGGGCCUUGGCAAAAAGGGCAACCUAGUAUACAUCAUUGAUUUUGGUUUGGCCAAGAAGUACCGAGACGCCCGGACCCACCAGCACAUCCCUUACCGGGAAAACAAGAAUCUGACUGGCACAGCCCGUUACGCCUCUAUCAACACCCACCUGGGAAUUGAACAAAGUCGCCGUGAUGACCUGGAGAGCCUGGGUUAUGUGCUCAUGUAUUUCAACCUGGGCUCGCUGCCCUGGCAGGGCCUCAAGGCUGCCACCAAGCGCCAAAAGUACGAGAGGAUCAGCGAGAAAAAGAUGUCAACACCCAUCGAGGUGCUCUGCAAAGGGUACCCUUCUGAGUUCUCGACAUACCUCAACUUCUGCCGUUCACUGAGGUUUGAUGAUAAACCUGACUACUCGUACCUGCGGCAACUCUUCCGCAACCUCUUCCACCGCCAAGGCUUCUCCUAUGACUACGUCUUUGACUGGAACAUGCUUAAAUUUGGAGCAGCCCGGAACCCUGAGGAUAUGGAUCGGGAGCGGCGAGAGCACGAGCGGGAGGAGAGGAUGGGGCAACUCCGAGGGUCAGCCACGCGAGCUCUGCCCCCCGGCCCGCCCGCCGGAGCCACUGCCAACCGUCUUCGCAAUGUCACCGAGCCCAUGGCCUCCACGCCCACCUCCCGAAUCCAGCAGUCCGGCAACACGUCCCCCAGAGCAAUCUCAAGAGUGGACAGGGAGCGGAAGGUCAGCAUGAGGUUACACCGAGGAGCUCCUGCCAACGUCUCCUCAUCUGACCUCACAGGGCGGCAAGAAGUGUCACGGAUUUCAGCAUCACAGACAAGUGUGCCAUUUGAUCACCUUGGGAAGUGAGGAGCAAUUGCCACUGGACCAGUGUUUGCUUAGAAUUUCUUUUUGCCAACGAUGAGGAGUCGAGCUGUGCCCCUGCGCUGGUGUGAGCCGUUUCCAGAGGGCCACCUGUCCCUGGCGUGAGCGCCUCCGAGGAGCUGUCGACGACGUGGGAGCCGUGUGGCAACACCUGCGCUGCUCCCCAGCCCCUCUCGCUGCCCCCACGGCCACCCUCAGUUCCCUCUCCUGACUCUCUGCUCCUGCUUUUGAUUUCUCUCUUUUUCCUUCUUCCUUCUUCUUGGCUAUCCUCUCCUGCUUUAAUUUUUCUUUUAAAUAUUGUUUUUGAAUCAUAUGGUUUCUAGCCGUAUAAAUUUAAACUUUGCUCUCCGUUUUUUCUGAGGGCAGGGGUUGGUGGUGGGUGGGUGAGGUAUUUUUUUGGUCUUUUUUGUUUUGUUCUUUUCAGGAGCCUUGUGGGCCAGGAGGGAAUCAGAUUCCAGCCACACUUGAUGGUAGAAGUCUGAUUUUUAUUAUUAUAACAGAAUUUAUUUUCUCAAGCAUUAAACACAUUUUAAGCUGUGAGGGGGAAUUGUGGCAACAGCCUAAUCAUUGACUCGGGCUUCCUUUCCUUGGGUGGCUUCUCCGCGGUUUCUUUUUUGGCUGUUGGGAGAAGUGCCAGCCUUCCCUGAUCCAAGUGGUCCUCACACACCGAGGGAUCUCUUUGGAGAGGCACCUGGUCCCACAGAGGAUGGGAUUGUUGGAGCUGACAUACAGGGAGAAAUAUACUUCUCAUCCCUGCAGUGGGGUCUUUUUUUUUUCGUCUGGCUGUGCGUGUUUUUCUAUUUUUAUUUUUUAAUUAAAACUUGUUUUAAUUCCUGCGGAGAGAGUGUGGGACUUGAGGAGAAGAGAGGGGCGCACAGAAACUGGAGUUUGGAGUUCUUUCAGAGCGAUGGUUCUUGCUCUCUCCUCAUGCAACCCCAAGUAAGAUCCACCAAUACAUGCACAAUCCCCUCCUGCCCUCUCCCACCCGUCUCCCCCCCCUUUUCCCCCCCCCACUUUAGUUGUUUUUUAAUAUAAUUUAGGAAUACUCAAGCUGCUUUGUGGCACUUGGGGCUUUGAAACACAAUGAUCACCACUGCGACCUAUGGCCUGUAGCAGACACACUGUCACUGUAGUGUGGAGCCGAUGGGUUGUUGGCAGGGCGGGGAGGGUGGGGUUAGUCUUUGUUUUGUUUGUUUUUACCCUUUCUAUUUAACACUUUAUUUUUCCUCCCUGUUUUUUUCCUAAUUUAUUUACCCCUCUUACUGUCUCUCUCUUUUUUUUAAUUAAAGAGCAAAACUUUUUAUUACUUUGUAAUUUAAAAAAACAAAAAAAAACCUGAAGAACUUUGGGGGGGAUUUUGUACUUUUUUCCUGUGUAAAUAUUGGACUUUUUUGAGCUUUAUCGUGGUUGUUAAUUUGAAGUAAUAAAGUAGAAAAUGAUAAAGUGA